AAGGCUGGGACACGUUUGCCUUUCAGGUGCUUUCGACAUCUUGACUCGCCAAAAAGGCAAUUUAAUGCCCUUGGAUUCCCAAUAGUUAUUAAUCGACCAGUCUGAACUCGCCAUCAGUUGGAAGCGGCGUUGGCCGGUUCAUUCCGCCGCCAGAGCUUUCUCUCCCCCUCAGCAGAGGCGAAAAGCGAACAUUGACCAUUUGCCGCUUUGAGAAGGUGGUUAUGUGUGGACGGAGCUGGUCGAAACGUGGUACUACUGUAGCUGUGAGGUGUCAUCAGCGAUGGAGCGUGCGGCCUAGCAUUGGCUCCGGAGCAGCCCGCAAUCAACUUGCCAAGUGUGCCACACCACUAUGCGGACAUUCGAGGUCAGAUGACGCUGCUGUCACACCUGGAGAUGCAGUGCUGCAUGGUCUCCACACGCCGCCCCCACAGAAGUACCUGAAGGCAGACUGCCAUGUACCAGGCGCCGACAUGAAAGGUACCAGUCAGGUAUCAGGAGCAUCAACAAGACCAACCUUGGAAGGCAUGGGACCAGCCGCCCACCUUUCCGAGCCAGGUUUCAAGGCGGGCAGCGAGUUAAUGGCUAGGACAUCUCCUUAUCUUUCCCGGGCAUCAUCGUCAGAACACGUGCUCGUGUUGACUCGUGCGGUUGGUGCCUGGCACCAGGCCGGCGCAAAAAUGCAAUUUGUGCGACUGUCAACACGGCGUGUAGGGAAGCGAUGGCGUGGCGGGGACCGAAUGGUUGUGCGCAUGGGUCGGCCCGCCAGCAGCGUCGGGCAUCCGGUGCACAAGGCUGGCCGCAAUUGUUUGUUGCUGCAGAGCCCCUGACGUUUGUGUUUGUGAUUGAUCGGCUGCAGCCUCGAUCCCCGAUCCAUGUCACCCAGCUCGUUGUGAUGCCGGCAGUUUGGUGUUGAGACUCUUGUGACCCAGCUGUGCAGUUCAGCUAUGAAGACUCGGUGCUCAACCAGAGCCACUGCC
Molecule: messenger RNA, 977 nt
Organism: Microdochium trichocladiopsis
Lineage: Eukaryota; Fungi; Ascomycota; Sordariomycetes; Xylariales; Microdochiaceae
Exons: 1
Coding region: 222-827 (201 amino acids)
Source: RefSeq, a predicted model, not a curated record